AUGUCAACAAAAUUAAGCUCCAGCAGAAGAGUGAGUUUCAGCUCAGAUCAGGGCGCCGCCGCCGCCACCUCCGCCGCCAAGCCCGCAGCUUUCCCAAGAAACAGGAAGAGACUGAUUACCGUGUUCUGGGUUUUCCGGCUGCCAAAAUCCGGCAGAUUGUUCCCGGGAAGUUUCCUCCGCCGCAUCGGAGCGAAAGUGGUGAAAGUUCUACGAUACGUGUCUUUGAGGAAGAGAUCGGCGUCACCGGCGUCGUCGUCGUCGUUGAAAAGCGGGUCUAAUUUCAACAGAUCCCAUUCGGUUUCGGAGUCGAUGGAAGAAUCUCACAGAGCUGAAGCUGUAAAAGAUUGCAUCAAUUUCUUUAACUCUUCCUCUUCUUCAGCUAUUUGA
Cucurbita moschata (crookneck pumpkin) is the source of this 387-nucleotide messenger RNA. RefSeq names its product josephin-like protein. The record is from RefSeq and is a predicted model, not a curated record. The coding region runs from base 1 to 387 and encodes 128 amino acids. The transcript has a single exon. Lineage: Eukaryota; Viridiplantae; Streptophyta; Magnoliopsida; Cucurbitales; Cucurbitaceae.